Messenger RNA from Cynocephalus volans (Philippine flying lemur), 948 nucleotides. RefSeq names its product olfactory receptor 2D2. The record is from RefSeq and is a predicted model, not a curated record. Gene Ontology annotation, molecular function: olfactory receptor activity; G protein-coupled receptor activity. Gene Ontology annotation, biological process: G protein-coupled receptor signaling pathway; detection of chemical stimulus involved in sensory perception of smell. The coding region runs from base 1 to 948 and encodes 315 amino acids. Lineage: Eukaryota; Metazoa; Chordata; Mammalia; Dermoptera; Cynocephalidae. Gene Ontology annotation, cellular component: plasma membrane. The transcript has a single exon.
AUGAGACUGACAAAUCAGACCCAGGUGACAGAAUUCCUCCUUCUGGGACUCUCUGAUGACCCACAUGCCCAGCAGCUGCUAUUCAUCUUAUUCCUGGGUGUCUACCUUGUCACUGUGACUGGAAAUCUGCUUCUCAUAUCCCUUGUUCACCUUGACUCUCAGCUUCACACACCCAUGUAUUUUUUUCUCUGCAACUUGUCUUUGGCUGACCUGUGCUUCUCUACCAACAUAGUGCCUCAGGCCCUAGCCCACCUGCUUUCCAGGAAGAAGGUCAUUUCAUUUGCACGUUGUGCAGCUCAGCUUCUACUGUUUCUCAUUUUUGGGUGUACACAGUGUGCCCUUCUGGCAGUGAUGUCCUAUGAUCGGUAUGUAGCAAUCUGCAAACCUUUAUAUUACCCAAGCAUCAUGACCUGGAAGGUGUGUGUCCAGCUGGCUGCAGGAUCAUGGACCAGUGGCAUUCUGGUAUCUGUGGUAGACACUACCUUCACACUAAGGCUACCCUUCCGAGGCAGUAACAGUGUUGCCCAUUUCUUUUGUGAGGCCCCUGCACUGUUGAUCCUGGCAUCUACAGACACCCGUACUUCAGAGAUGGCCAUUUUCCUAAUGGGAAUUGUGAUUCUCCUCAUACCUGUUUCACUAAUUCUGGUAUCCUAUGGCCACAUCAUAGUGACUGUGGUCCAGAUGAAGUCAUCUGCAGGGAUGCUCAAGGCAUUUUCUACCUGUAGCUCCCACCUUAUGGUGGUUAUCCUUUUUUAUGGGUCAGCAGUUGUCACCUACAUGACACCCAAGUCUUCUAAAGAGCAGGAAAAACUAGUAUCUGUUUUCUAUGCAGUAGUGACCCCCAUGCUUAACCCCCUCAUAUACAGCCUGAGGAACAAGGAUGUGAAGGGAGCUCUGAGGAAAGCAGUCACAAGAAAUUUCCCAUGCCAGCUUGGAAUCUCCCACUGA